AUGACGACGACGACUCAGUCAAUGAAGUCGACCUGGCCACUCGCCGACAAGUCAGAGUGGAAUGUUCAUCAACAAAUCAUCCACGUCUUAGGCACCUAUCCCAUUAUUCCAGGCAAAGAAGUCCCAGUACACGCCAAGUCCGAACGCAUUCCUCACUUCUCCCAGUGGCAAGGCCACGUAUGGAUCUUCUUGCACGCGUUUGUGCCGAUAAUCAUACAUCAAUCAUGGCUCUCGUCAACCGGCCAAGCACUACAUCCAUUCAUUGUCUUUAUGCUCUACUUUGCAUCCUUUAGCUGGUCCGUUGUACGCUCUGUAAAAGCUACCGCAAAGCUCGGGCAUGAAUAUGGAUUCUUAGAUGGAGAUGCUCAUCAGAGGGAUGGAAUUCCUGAUAUCGGUGUUGAUAAGGUCGUUUCUUCGCUUUGGAAGACUACAGGGUCGCGGAUCUUUAUGGCGACACAUCUCACCUACAGAGCGACACAAGCCCCUGCUGAUGUGAUGAGCGACCCCAAGUGGUGGGCUUGGCUGUGGCUUCAGAUCGGUCUUUACGGCAUCGUCCUCGAUUUCUGGUUCUACGUAUAUCACCGCGCCAUGCACGACAUUGACUGGCUGUGGAAGUAUCACCGCACUCACCAUCUGACCAAGCACCCCAACUCUCUCCUCGCCGCUUUUGCCGACCACGAGCAGGAAUUCUUCGACAUGGUUGGCAUUCCCUUCCUGACCUGGGCGACCUUCCAAGUCCUCGGUCUCCCACUCGGCUAUUAUGACUGGUGGAUCUGCCAUCAGUACAUCGCCUUCACUGAGGUUCUAGGUCACAGUGGUCUUCGAAUCUACGGCAUGCCUCCAUCGACCUUGGCCUGGCUCUUGAAGGGUGUCGGUAUGGAAUUGGUUAUUGAAGAUCAUGACCUUCAUCAUCGAAAGGGAUAUAGAAAGAGUCAUAAUUACGGAAAGCAAACCCGGGUUUGGGAUACACUCUUUGGAACAUGUCACGAACGAAUUGAGGCCAAGGACCAGAAUGUUGAUUGGGACAGGGCGGUUUGGUUCCCGAUUUUCUAA
Messenger RNA from Fusarium mangiferae, 1053 nucleotides. RefSeq lists its product as uncharacterized. Bases 1 to 1053 code for a protein of 350 amino acids. Lineage: Eukaryota; Fungi; Ascomycota; Sordariomycetes; Hypocreales; Nectriaceae. The transcript has a single exon. Gene Ontology annotation, biological process: ergosterol biosynthetic process. Gene Ontology annotation, molecular function: C-4 methylsterol oxidase activity; iron ion binding. The record is from RefSeq and is a predicted model, not a curated record.